GCCAUUCUGGAGAGUUGGGUGGAGUGCGAGACCCUGCUGACUUCUUGCCUGGCCUGGGAACCACGUGAUGGUGGCACUGACCAAAAUUGGUCCCCGCGCUCCCGAGUCUAUUGUGGAUUCUGGGUGGAAGUUUUUCUUCAAGUGUAAUGGCACUAACUGAGGCCCUGGCGCUCAGGCAUGUCCCCAGGUGAAGAAGGACCAACUAACUGUGCAGGGCCCUUCCCUGGGAUCAUUGAUCUGUUUGGAAGUGGUGGUGGCCUUUGUGAAUACAGGGCCAGCCUCCUGGCCGGACAUGGCUUUGCUGUGCUUGCUCUGGCUUACUUCAGAUUUGAAGAUCUCCCAGAAAGUCUCAAUGAUGUGCACUUGGAGUACUUUGAAGAAGCUGUGGACUUCAUGCUGCAGCAUCCAGAGGUGAAAGGCCCUAGUGUUGGGCUUCUUGGAUUCUCCAAAGGAGGUGACUUGUGUCUCUCAAUGGCCUCUUUCUUGAAGGGCAUCACAGCCACUGUGGUUAUCAAUUCCUGUGUGGCCAACACAAUAGCUCCUCUGCAUUACAAGGAUAUGAUUAUUCCUGAUCUCGGCAGUGACCUAGGGAAAUAUACAACCACCGAGUCAGGCCUGUUCAAUUUUAUGAACAUUUGGAAUAAUCCACUGGAAAAACCCUACCACCAAAGUCUUAUUCCACUGGAAAAGGCCCAGGGACCCUUCCUAUUUAUUGUUGGCAUGGACGAUUAUAGCUGGAAGAGUGAAUUCUAUGCUUCUAUGGCCUCUGAACGGUUACAAGCCCACGGGAAAGACAGACCCCAGAUACUCCGCUACCCAGGAACUGGUCACUGUAUCGACCCACCUUAUUUUCCUCCUAGUAGAGCCUCUGUGCAUGCAGUACUGGGCCUACCAGUAUACUACGGAGGUGAGCCAAAGGCUCAUUCAGGGGCACAGGUAGAUGCCUGGCAACAAAUUCAAGCUUUCUUCCAUAAACAUCUCAAUGGUAAAAAACCUGUCAACAGCAAACUGUAACUUUACAAUCAUAGAUGAGAUACUAUUAAUAAAAAUCCUAUCCAUGC
This is a messenger RNA of Myotis davidii, 1061 nucleotides long. RefSeq names its product acyl-CoA thioesterase 6 (gene ACOT6). The coding region runs from base 178 to 1014 and encodes 278 amino acids. Gene Ontology annotation, biological process: acyl-CoA metabolic process; fatty acid metabolic process. The transcript is spliced from 3 exons. Lineage: Eukaryota; Metazoa; Chordata; Mammalia; Chiroptera; Vespertilionidae. The record is from RefSeq and is a predicted model, not a curated record. Gene Ontology annotation, molecular function: fatty acyl-CoA hydrolase activity.